Molecule: messenger RNA, 4338 nt
Organism: Pseudozyma flocculosa PF-1
Lineage: Eukaryota; Fungi; Basidiomycota; Ustilaginomycetes; Ustilaginales; Ustilaginaceae
Exons: 2
Coding region: 1-4338 (1445 amino acids)
Biological process (GO): DNA-templated transcription; positive regulation of transcription by RNA polymerase II
Molecular function (GO): sequence-specific DNA binding; zinc ion binding; DNA-binding transcription factor activity, RNA polymerase II-specific
Source: RefSeq, a predicted model, not a curated record
AUGGCCUCUUCUGCUCCAUCAGCAGAAGCUGCGGGCUCUUCUGCCGGACCCUCUGCUUCACCCCAGAACAUCGCUCCCGCCGCCUCGGCGAAGAAACCGCGCAAGCCGAGAGAGCCCAAGGCGCCCAAACCGGCAUCCUCGGCCCAGGCCGCCGAUCAGGAUGCCAAGCCGCUCCACCGGCCCGUCAUGGUGUGUCGCCGCUGCAGGACCAAGAAGAUCAAAUGCGACCUCGGCUUCCCGUCCUGUGGCCCAUGCCUCAAGGCCAACGAGAGCUGUGUCGGCCUCGAUCCGGCCACGGGCAGGGAGGUCAGCAGAAGCUACAUCGCCGAGCUAGAGGACCGCGUUGACCAACUUCAGAAAGAGCUCGAGGCGAUACGAGGCUCGCAGCAGCCGCAGCCGCAGCCGCAUCAGCAACACCAUAGCGGCGCCAUCCCCGACCCCUUGUGUGCGCCUCAUUCCUAUGCAGGUGCCGGCGCGACGCCAGGACAGCCUGCUGGAUCGAGCGAGGCAGCCGCCAAGAGGCACCUCGCAGAGGACCGCCACGACGCCACUGAACGCCCUGCGAAGCGGCUGGCUCAGCAUGUCGAGGUUGCUGCCGGCAGCGGCAGAGGCGUGUAUCACCACCCUCUCGGCCCGCAGCGGCUAACGCUCGGUGCCAACGGCGUCGAGAGCCUGCCCGCCAAAGCGCUGCGACCAUCGCUGCGCCAGCUCAACUCGUACGCCAGCGGCCUCUCUCCAGCGCGGCUGCUCUGCCAAGCCAUUCAGCAGUCUGCCUCUGCGGGCCUGCGCUUCCGAGACCCCAAGGCGGGCGGCGAAAAGAAGGUGAGCGCGACCAAGACCCGCGGGCCUGCGGUCCCGGGUCCCCCAGAAGGAUCGGCCGCGGCCGACAUCGAAGGCGCCGUCAAGCGCGAGGAGGACGGUAGCGACACUCGCGGCCGGCCCGAGACGCGCGACUCCGCAGGUGGCGGUGAGACGCAGGCCGAACCUGCCCUGGAUGCCAAGUCCGGCUCGGCGACCCCGUCCGAGGGCCACAGCAAGAAGCAGUCGCCCUUCGACGACGCCGAGGCGAUGCAGUAUGCCGAGGCCACCGAGACGUCCGACAUCACGGUGCCGGCACCUGAGCAGCUCUCGAAGCCGUCGCCGCCCCCGGCCCCCUUCCCACCUGUGCCCGUGGCCCGCAGGCUGGUCGACGCCUACUUCGAGCGCGUCAACCCGCAGUGGCCGCUGCUCGAUCGCAGCACUUUUAUGCCGAGGUUCGAAGCGGCUUGUCGAGAGGGCCUCAGCCGGGCACGGGCCAAGGCCGAGUCGCACGCGCAGGCCGAUGGCAGUGCGUCUGCCAGCUUCCACGAGGACGAGGUCGAGAUCGACCUGCAGCCCGCCGACGGCCACCUCUUCCACCUUGUCCUCGCCAUCGCCGCGGCCAUGGGCUGGACGCAGGCGCGCUUCUCGGCCGAGCGUCACCACGAGGCGGCCAUGCUCUACCUCGACCCGCGCCGGGCGAGCAGUGGCCAGCACGGCGUCGGCGCCAUCAUGGGCCGCGACUCGCUCGAGCAGCUCCAGUGCCUGCUGCUGACGGCCCUCUACUCGAUGAUGCGCUCGACGCGGCCGGGGAUCUGGUACACGCUCGGCGUGGCGCUCCGCCUCACCACGGGUCUGGGCCUGUACAGCGAGAAUUCCGGUCUGCUGAAGGGCGGGCCCUCUGCGGAGGACGGCGCUCCCGAGAGCAUCGCCAACAAGAAGCGACGACUCUUCUGGUGCGCCUACAGCAUCGAUCGCUCGGUCGGCGUCCACCUCGGGCGUCCGUUCGGCAUCGCCGACACCGACAUCAAAGUCGGCCUGCCUUGGACGCCGGCGGACGAUGAGUAUGCCGAGGGCCAGCACGGCAAAGACGCUCCUCCGACCGGCGAUGACGCAGACGCGGUGGACGACGGCGUGAGCGCUGCCGGCUUUGAUGAGCGCGCGAGCGACACCUCGACCGAGAGGCUGAGGAAGGAGGCCGCCUCGACGCUGGCGGCACUCGGCGAGAGCCGGGCCAGCUCGCCAUCAUCUGCGAUGACUGCACCGGCGACGAUGACGGGACCAGGCGACGUCGCGGCCUCGAGGCAGGCUCCGCCGUCGUCGAGUCGACCUGGCAGCGGGAGCCGGUGGGUGUCGCUCGCCUUCUUCCGCCUCCGCAUCCUGCAGUCCGAGAUCCAGGGCCUGCUCUUCUCCAAUGCCGAGCUCCCACGGAGGUUUGCGUCCUUCGAGCACUGGAAGGUCGACAUGCUGGAUCGCCUGGCCGACUGGCGCGCCUUUGCACCUUCGUCGAGGGACGAGCUGGCCCGCGCCGGCUGCGGCUACAACCCCAUCUUUCUCGAGCUCAACUUCCGGCAGACUCUGCUGAUGAUCUACGGCAUGAGCCCGCGCUUCCCGACGCCGAACCGCUCGGACCUGGCGCACGUCGAGGACUGCAGCCGCGUCAUCCUCGACAUCUACGCCGUGCUGGCCAAGGAGGGCCAGCUCAACUACGCCUGGAUGACGGGCCACAACAUCUUCAUCAGCUGCACCAGCUACCUCUACGCAAUCUGGCAGAUCAGCGCGAGCUACCCGGCCUCGCUGCACUCUUCGUUGCUGCGGGACCACCCGACCAAGGUGGCCGAGAUCGAGCACUACGGCCGCGCCUGCGACGACGUGCUGGCAUCACUGCAGUGGUACACGGCCGAAAAGUGCCGCAAGUGCCUGCGGACCAUGUUUGCGGCUACGGCGGGGCUGGUCGAGAAGCUCGACAAGAUGGUGGCCAGGGGCCCCGCGACAGUCUCGCUCGGCGACCCGUCCCGACAGGCGCCGCAAGCUCAGCCGCGACAGCCGGCACAGCAGCAAGGGCAGCAACAGCAGCAGACACAGCGUCUCCUGCCGCAACCUCCGGCAGCGCAUCAGCCGUCCGCCGCCGCCAGCCCGUCAUCGGCCUUGAUGAGCGGACCAAAGGACAAGUGGUGGGACCCUGCGCGCGAUGCUCCGACUGGAUGGGAGAGCGCCAGGACGAGCGAUCUGCGGUCGGAGCGGCAGCCAGUUGGCCGUACCGACAGCCCAGGCCUCUCUGCCCGGUCGCUGUACACGCAGGAUGCACCAUCGCGCCUGCAGCCCUCGGGCAAGACGCCACGAGGUACGCUCGCCAUGCUACCGCCGGUGCCGACCUGGCCGGGCGCCCAUGGCCCGGGCUCCAACGUCACCCCGCUUGGCGGCCGCGGCGGUCCGCCGGUCAUCGGAGGGCACACUUCGGGCAGCUUUUCGCCGUCGUCGCGGAUGACCCCGUUGCCGCCAGGGGAUCCACGUUCUCGGUCUCGAUCUGGUAGCCGCAGCUCGGUCUACUAUUCGGCCGACGGUGCCUCGAUGGCGACGAGCCCGCACGCCAUCGCGAGUGGUGCACAUCCAGACGCCCGGAUGCCGUGGAGAACGGCCAGCCCUCGAUUCCCACCAAUCGACGGCCCUGCCCGACACCUCUCGUUUGGAUCGCCGUAUGGGUCGGGUGCCUCGCCAAUGGCCGGCUCGCCUUACGCUAUCGGCGACACUCGGGCCGGUGGACACAGCGCUGGCUCUGGUGCUGAUACGUUGUCCACCGCCGCCGCGUACCCUGGGCAGCCGCAACAGGCUGGGAGCACGCCCAGCAACGGGCUCGAGUUUGAUGCCAUCGCUGGCGUCAAUGGCUCUCCCGGUGCGCUGCUAAGGCAGACGCUCGGCGCGAGCCCGGGCAGGAUCUCUGCGCAUUCGUCGUCUGCGGCCGACAGCCCAAACCAGAUUGACUUUUCGUCGCUCAUGGCCGACUCGGCCAUGGAGCUGGACCAGCUCUUCCGCGACGCAGGGCUGUCGAUCAACUUUGACGGCGGAUUCGGCUCGGCCGAUGGCGGCGCGGCCGGCCUGCCCGCAAACGGCGAUCAGAGCCAGCAGGGCGGCCUCGGGUUCGCUGACAUGCGACCGGCCGGGGCUAGCAGCACGUAUCUCGACGCUGGGGACGGGACCAUCGGCAUGCAUCACCAUGGCAGCGGCGGCGGUCUAGAGGGCUUAGGACGAGGUUACGAACACGGUGGCGGCAUGGACGGCGGCCCGGGGCCCGGCUCGACGACAGGCGCAAGCUGGUUCGGCAACGGUGCGAGCUUGGGCGGCGGCGGUGGCGGUAUGCUGGCCAACUCGGACGACGGGCUGGAGAACGACUAUGACUGGGAGGCGAUGGGAUUCGGGUUCCGCAUGUCCCAAGCUCCCGCCGUCAUCGGCCCUGAUCCGCUGGGCUUCGGUUUCGGCGGCGGCGGCGGCGCAGGUGGUGGCAGUGGCGGUGCUGCGGCAGGCCCGACAGGCUUUGUCUGA